GUCGUAUACUGGAAAGGAGUCUAUUUCAUUUGAAUGACGUCAGAGCUUUUAUUUAUAGUUAAAAACAUGCAAACGCUUUUUUUUUGUGUUGUCGGCUGCCUGCUGAUGUAGCCUAGUGCGUGUCACUGAACAACUGUGUGGCGCAGAGAGAGGGAGAGAGAGAGAGAGAGGCUAUUCACCUCCAACCGGCACCAGCACAAUGCAUUAUCUGAGCAGGUUGUACGGUGCAUUCUAAACAGAUAGCGGCACAGACUGUUCAGAGUCUUGAGUAACGGAAGAGGAAGGCAGCCUUUUAGCAGCCUACCACUACGCAUGUUGACGCUAUACUCUGUAACAAUCCCCUGUUUUCUCUCGCUCUGUUCGUCUUUAUCGAGGACUGCGAAGGACGAACGGGAAAGUCAAAAAAGUAUUCGUUGUGAUAGUCACAUGACCUACAGAAUUUACAAGCUGUCAGUACCGGCUCACGGAAUGGAAAAGCUGUCCGGUCGGCUUCGGAGCCACUUGAAACGAAUUGGGUAAUAACGGAAGGUCUUCAUACUGGAAAACAAAAACAAAUGGCAGAAUAGAUGAACACGAAUUUACACGAACACGGCUCCAUUCAUGUGUGAACUAUUUUCCCAUUAGGUAAGACAAACCUGCAUAUUUGAACGGACGUGAGUGACCUUGUUUCAAGGGCUAGAGUUACGGCAACAUCCUGUUUCUCUCUACAUUCUCCGGGGGAUUUAUUUGGCACCAAUGGCGACUUUGAUCAAAUUAAACCGGGAGGAGAAUUCUGGACUAAAGACCGUGAAUAAUAAAUAGCGCGCUCAACCGUGUGAAGUUCCUCUGAUAGCCCCGCCUACCCCACCCAGCAUGACCCACCUGACCUAGUUUCAGAGGGAUGACAUUUCGAGUACCGGAACCUGUCUUUUGGCUUUGAAAGACAACAAUUGACGUUCAACUCCAUUGAACCUUGAAGGACGUGAAAUGAGACGUAUUUGUUUCUUCUCCCUGUACCUUUCACUCAGUUUGCCGAUGAAUAACGGAAACGAUGCGUUAUUCUAAAGGCAGCGUUAAUGUGUAUUAGGCAAUGAUAGCCUAUAUCAAGGUCUUGAUUGCUGGAUGUGUCUAAUCUUUUGGAUUUACCCCGGGGGUCAAGAAACAACUGAGAGGAGACAUAAUUAUCACGAGUGUCCCUCUGAAGCACUGGAUUUAAGUUCAUUUCCUGUAUAGGCUACCUCUGUAAUUUCCUGUAUUAACACCUGACAUUUUUUUUUAAAUUUCACGUGGGAAUAAUAAUUCUACUGACUCAGGGAAUGUCAUGCUCAUGAAAACCAUUUUCAUUAAUGGUGCUAUAAGGAUGCCACUUUAUGAAACUUGCAUUUGGUUUUGACACUGUUGUUGAGAUCAAAGGUUUGCAUGAGAAGGGAAUUUUUGACAACGAGAAAGGAAUUGACAGGAAAUCAUCGGGGAUUAUGACAUCAGAUGCUGUGUGUCAAUAAUCAAGAGGACCGUGCUGUGAUUGACAGCUAGAUCAAUAAAAACAUAGCAGCCAAGAGGAUCUGAGGGCAUUAUUAUGGCAAUGACGACAAAACAACAAGUGCUUUUAAGGACAGAGCAAGUAGAGCGUGUUCAACCUCUCAACAGAGAUUUAUUGGAGCCAACCAAUCAUCAAACAUUCCGUCCUUCUCCUCGUCCAAUCAUGUUCUUGAAUUGCGGCCAAUUGCUGCCACCUCUGCUGCGGCACGCGGAUGUCCCAGCCCGCAUCACUGAGAGCUUCAUACUGUCCGGUUACCGCUUCCCCAACUACAGCCUCGCCCAAUGCCUGCUCUCGGCCUUUCAGCCCACCAAUGAGACCGGCAACUUCUGGACCCAUUUCCUGCCAGUCUUCGUCUUUGCCUUCUACUUCCUGGAGCCGUUCGGUUUGGAGGGCGCUCCGCCCACCUCCGACCCUUUCUUCUACCCGCUGUGGAACUACUUCAUGGGGGUGUUGUGCCUGCUGAUGGCUAGCAGCAUGGCUCACCUCCUCAACUCCAUGUCUCUGGUCAUAAGGGAGGUGUGUUUUUUUGUGGAUUAUGGAACCAUCAGUGCUUACACCGUCGGGUCUUCGUUGGCCUAUUACUACUAUAUUCACCCCAGAGCGGGGAUCCUGGAAUUGGGGAUUGGGAGACACAACAACACCCACCAGGACCCUUCUUCGUCAUCGUCAUCAUUGUCCUCGGCCAUGCCAGAGUUCAGCGUGUUUUUCGAGACCUUGUACAUCCCCAGCUCCUGCCUGGUCGCCAUCAUCUGUGUCUUGGCCUGCUGCAACACCCGCCAGCGCUGGAGGACCUACCGCUACAUCAUACGUACCCUGGUAUUCCUUCUGCCCUUCCUCGUGGCCUCCACGCCCAUCUUCUACCGCCUCCUCCACUCCUCCCCCUACCUGCCGACCUCCUCCUCCUUCUCCUCCUCCGCCUCCAUGGCCCAGUUCUUCUGCCGACACUGCUUCUGGCUGGUGGUGUCAGCCCUGUUCAACAUUAGCAAGAUCCCUGAGCGACUGUCACCGGGUAGGUUUGAUAUCUGGGGGCAUAGUCACCAGUGGUUCCACGUCUGCACCUUCCUGUCCAUUCUCGAUGAACUUCAUAUGAUCAACGGGGAGGUGAGGGCUAUACUCCUUCACCCAGUCCUGGUGGUGCCCCCGGCCACCCCUCCACACCUCCCCGGCCCCACCUUAGCCUCCACCUACGGGGUGAUGCUGGUCCUCCAGGCCUCCAUCGCCUCCAUCAUCGCCUGGUUCUCCUGGUGCGCCAACAGCAUCUACAAACCCCAGGGAGACCAGUUGGAGAAAGAGUUCCUCUCUAAGAGACAUCUAAAGUGUCACUGAUGUGGGAUCUGAUUUGACGAAGAGCUCUGAUUUGAUUUCCAGACGUAGGCCAGUCAGCUCGUAGAUUAAUUUACUUAAUUUAUUUUAUCACUUGAACAAUGCAGCUCCAUAUCGUUUAUGGAGGUUAGAGAGGAUACCACUCACGUAAUAUAAAAAAGUAGCGUGUGUUUUCAUGUAUUGGUUUUCAUUUGUAGUCACUCUGUAACAUUCACUAGUUCUGUAUCCUACUUUGUCUUCACCUUCACCCAGUGGUUUCCCCAUUUCCCUUCUCCCUGGACUGUGUGGGUAACUUUAGCUUUGAAAGGGUCAGCUAAUAUUCAAGGGGUUUUGUUUUUCAAGUUCACCAUGGGGGGGGUCCUAUUUGGUCCCCUGGAUUAGGCACAGUGUUUUGUGGGGUUGGAACACCUUGGGGGUUCAGUCAAGUCCCCCGGGGUUCAGUCAUGUCGCCCGGGGUUCAGUCAAGUCGCCUGGGGUUCAGUCAUGUCGCCUGGGGUUCAGUCAUGUCGCCUGGGGUUCAGUCAAGUCCCCCGGGGUUCAGUCAUGUCGCCCGGGGUUCAGUCAUGUCACCUGGGGUUCAGUCAAGUCCCUUGGGGUUCAGUCAAGUCCCCUGGGGUUCAGUCAUGUCGCCUGGGGUUCAGUCAUGUCACCUGGGGUUCAGUCAAGUCCCCCGGGGUUCAGUCAUGUCGCCUGGGGUUCAGUCAUGUCGCCUGGGGUUCAGUCAAGUCCCCCGGGGUUCAGUCAUGUCGCCUGGGGUUCAGUCAAGUCCCCUGGGGUUCAGUCAUGUCGCCUGGGGUUCAGUCAAGUCCCCUGGGGUUCAGUCAAGUCCCCUGGGGUUCAGUCAAGUCCCCUGGGGUUCAGUCAUGUCGCCUGGGGUUCAGUCAAGUCCCCUGGGGUUCCAGGACUCACAUUCUGUUCUAGAAUAAGACGAUAAUUCUAUUCCUUAAGGGGGGUUUAAGGUAGAGGACAUUGGAAAGGUAUUGUUACCCAAUGCCCUUUAAAUGUCACAGUGAGAUUUAAGAAA
Oncorhynchus mykiss (rainbow trout) is the source of this 3866-nucleotide messenger RNA. It is a transcript of the gene paqr9, whose product is annotated as progestin and adipoQ receptor family member 9. The record is from RefSeq and is a predicted model, not a curated record. Lineage: Eukaryota; Metazoa; Chordata; Actinopteri; Salmoniformes; Salmonidae. Gene Ontology annotation, cellular component: membrane. Gene Ontology annotation, molecular function: signaling receptor activity.